AUGAGUUCUAAUAAUACGACGUGCAAAAAUAAUACACGUGAGCAUUCGAGCCAACCAUCAACAUCAUCAAGUUCGCUCUACCAUAAUAGUAGCUCAAGUAAUAAAAUCAGCGAUUGUGAUUCCAUUCCCGAAUUAAAUGAAAACUUACACCAACAAGAUAAUGAUAUUAAUCAAAAUAUUGAUGAUAAUGAUACACAAAUCUUGGACAUAAAUGAAAUUCCUAUUGUUAUACAAGCAGAAGACAGCAAUAUUAUUCCUGCAAAAGAUGUUAUUCCUAUAGACAAUCAUACUACUGGAACUCUAAAUUCCAUAUUACGAAACGUACUUGAAAUAAAAUUAAUGUGCAGACGAAUAGAUGAGCGUUUCAAUAUUUUAGAAAAUAACAAUAAUAACAUAAAUAUUCAUCGUAAUAACAAUUUGCUUCCACCAUUACCAAUGGAUUGUCUCGAAGAUAUAAAUAAUUUUGAAACUAUACUAGUAUCUGAGGAGGCACAAUCACAGCUGGUCAAUAUGUUAACUAUGACUGGUGGCACGACUGAAAAGGAUGCAAUGAAGAGGGCAUUGAAGAAAUUAUUUACGAAUAAUCUAGCUACAAAAUGCUCUUGGACUGGAGCCAAACAAAAUUUUACAUUAAAAGAUUUGAAACUAAUUAUGUGCAUGAAAAAUACCAUAAAAAAAACUUGUUCCACCAUAACAGAGGCACAAUUCGAAGAAAUUUUAAAAGCAUGGUUCAGACAGUCAAAUCUGCGGUUAAAUCGUCGAAAUAACAAGAAUAAAAAUAAGAAUAACACUGAAGAGAAUAACAAGAAUAAUAAAAAUGAAAAUGCAAAUGAUACUGUGGGAAAUGACGUUGUGCACUAGAGCGACGCAUGAUGCAAAUAUUAUAGCACGGUUAUUAUGUAAUAAUUAUUUCAAUAAGAUGGAAGGGAUAUAAAAUAGUGCUUGACUUUUCUACAAGAAAUUAUGUAGUUGCUCACGGUUAGAUUGCAGCGAAUGCAUCAAUCAUCGUGCGAUAAAAGAAGAAGGCGGGAACGUAUGUACAAAACUUUAAGUUAAUGUACGAAUCAUUAGGCACAAAAGUAUCUAAAUAUUUAAAAGUACAAUACUAUAAAGUACACUUGUUAUAUUUACAUUAUGAAAUUUAAUAAAGAAUACAAUUAGAUAUUUAA
Nylanderia fulva is the source of this 1169-nucleotide messenger RNA. NCBI's taxonomy places the organism in Eukaryota, Metazoa, Arthropoda, Insecta, Hymenoptera, Formicidae. The record is from RefSeq and is a predicted model, not a curated record.